Nyctereutes procyonoides (raccoon dog) is the source of this 2751-nucleotide messenger RNA. RefSeq names its product piwi-like protein 1. NCBI's taxonomy places the organism in Eukaryota, Metazoa, Chordata, Mammalia, Carnivora, Canidae. The transcript has 21 exons. Gene Ontology annotation, cellular component: P granule. The coding region runs from base 1 to 2751 and encodes 916 amino acids. Gene Ontology annotation, biological process: regulatory ncRNA-mediated gene silencing. Gene Ontology annotation, molecular function: piRNA binding; protein binding. The record is from RefSeq and is a predicted model, not a curated record.
AUGCUCUUCCAGGGCCUGUCCCCUCCGGGGUCCUCACCCUCAGGACCGCAAUGUCCGGCCGAGCCAGGACUCGAGCUCGAGGCAGAGCCCGUGGUAGGUUCCCGUCCCAACCCGCGCCACCUGGAGCCGCAGCGCCACCUGGAGCCGCAGCGCCACCUGGAGCCGCAGCGCCACCUGGAGCCGCAGCGCCGCCAACUCAGCAAACCAGCCGAAUUCCACCUAGCCCGUGGCCGCUGCAACCGGAAAGCCAAGUGGUUAAGCCUGCACAACGAAGAAGACCGAAAAGAGCAUCUCGGCCUCCAGGUGACAAUGGGGAAAGAGAGGGCUAUGGUGGAAGGGUAUCAUUAUGCAAAGGAACUUCAGCUGGCGACUAGACUGCAGGCAACCUCACUGAAGGAGAGAAAGCGUUUUGGGGGUAUUUUUCGAGACCAUGUGGUGGAUACCCGACAGUACUUGGAACAUGUUAGAGAGUCCACGACAGGCACGCUGGGUAGACCUGUAAAGCUAUUCACAAACCAUUUCCGAGUGACGUCCCGCCCCCAGCAGGUCACAUAUAAGUACAACAUUGACUACAUGCCAGACAUCGAGGAUGGAAAAGUUCGUUCAGAAUUGCUUUUGCAGCAUAAAGCAUUUAUUGGAGAGUGCCAUAUAUUUGAUGGGAGCUCUUUAUUAUUACCUCACAAGCUACUGUUGCCGAAAACAGAAUUGGUCAGCCUACUGAAAAACCAGGUUGUGAAGCUGACCAUUGAAUUCAUCAGCGAACUCUCACCCAACUCACCAGACUGCUUACGCUAUUACAACAUUCUCUUUAGAAGAAUUUUGAAGCAGAUGAAUUUGAAGCAAGUUGGUCGCAACUAUUAUAACAAGCAAGAGGCCACUGAGUUCUUCGAUCACAAGCUGGUCAUCUGGCCUGGAUACGUUACUUCUAUUCUUGAGUAUGAAACCAGCAUUACCCUCUGUGCUGAUGUGAACCAUAAACUGCUCCGAAUGCAAACAGCUUAUGAUUUAAUAACAGGUCUUCGUGAUCCACAAACCAAAAAGGAAGAUGUUGAGCAAGUUUCUAAAGAAUUAAUCGGGUCAAUUGUUUUUACACUGUAUAACAACAAAACCUAUAGGGUGGAUGCUAUUAAUUGGGAGGAUAAUCCCAGAACCAAAUUUAAGAAAUCAGGUGGUGCUGAAAUCACCUUUGUAGACUACUACAGGGAGCAGUAUAAUACAGAGGUUACCGACCUAACUCAGCCACUGUUGAUCAGCAAAGGCAAAUGGAAAAAGAGUCAACAGGACACACCCCAUAAGCCUAUAAUGCUGGUUCCUGAGCUAUGCUACCUGACAGGUCUAUCAGAUAAAAUGCGAAAAGACUACAGGGUGAUGAGAGACUUGGCUCUUCAUAUGAGAUUGGAUCCAGAAAAAAGGCAGCACGAAUUACGGAAACUGAUGAAUACUAUACAAACAAAUAGGGAGGUACAACGGGAACUUCAACUCUGGGAUUUGAAAUUUGAUACCAACUUCAUGUCCUUCUCGGGAAGGAUCUUGAAAGAAGUAAGAAUUUUUCAAGGAAGAAGAGCGUUUGACUCCCAUCCACAGUUUGCAGAUUGGUCGAGAGAGACCAGAAGUGGACCCUUACUCAAUGUGAAGUCACUAGAUCAUUGGCUAAUACUCUAUCCUACGAGAAAUUAUGGAGCAGCCUCAUCCUUAGUACAGAGUCUACGGAAAGUCACACCCACCAUGGGCAUAGCUAUGAGAGAGGCAAAAAUGCUUGAAGUAAGUGAUACAGUCCAGUCCUAUACAACCGUCUUAGAAAAUCAUGUUACCUCCAAAACACAGAUGGUCCUUUGCGUGCUGUCCAGUGAAAAGAAAGACCUGUAUGAUGGCAUAAAACAAUACCUGUGUGUCAAUUGUCCGACCCCAAGCCAGUGUGUCGUGGCACGGACCUUAGACAAACCCCAGACGCUGAUGACCAUUGCGACAAAGAUUGCCCAGCAGAUGAACUGCAAGAUGGGAGGAGCCCUCUGGAAGGUGGAGACAGGAUUACAGAAUGCGAUGUUCAUUGGUAUCGACUGUUUCCAUGAUAUUGUAAAUCGGCGGAAGUCAAUUGCAGGCUUCGUGUCCAGCAUCAAUCAAGAAUUGACGCAGUGGUUCUCUCAGUGCAUUUUCCAGGAAUCGGGGCAGGAGCUUGUGAAUGGGCUGAAAACCUGCUUGGAAGCUGCCCUGAAGCUCUGGUGUAAACAUAAUCAGUUUCUACCACAAGCUAUCAUUGUGUAUCGGGAUGGAGUUGGGGAUGGUCAGCUUCAAGCACUGAUGGAUCAUGAAGUCCCACAGAUUGAGUCCUCCUUAAGAUCUGUGUACCCUAAAGACUCUGGGGUCAAACUAACUUUCAUUGUGGUGAAGAAACGAAUAAACACCAGAUUUUUUGUGGAGUCUCAAGGAAGACUUCAAAACCCACUUCCAGGAACAGUUAUUGAUGUGGAGGUGACCAAGAGGCAAUGGUAUGAUUUCUUUAUCGUGAGUCAGUCUGUGAAAGACGGUACUGUCACUCCCACUCAUUAUAAUGUCAUCCACGACACGGUUUGCUUCACCCCAGAUAGGAUACAGUAUCUCACUUACAGACUAUGCCACAUGUAUUAUAAUUUGCCGGGUGUCAUUCGAGUUCCUGCUCCUUGUCACUAUGCCCACAAACUGGCUUACCUUGUGGGCCAGAGUAUUCAUCAAGAACCACACCAUUCCCUGGCAAGCCGUCUCUUUUACCUGUGA